AUGGAAGUAAUCAACAAGACUCAAGUGAAGGACUUUGUUCUACUGGCCUUCUCCGACUUCCAACAAUUACAGACCCUACUGUUUUUUGUUGUUCUCCUAACAUACAUCAUAUGUGUCUUCGGUAACACGGCUAUCAUUAUUUUAGUGAGGGUUGAUCUUUCACUCCACACUCCAAUGUAUUUCUUUAUAAGUAUAUUUGCUUUUUUAGAAAUAAUGUUUGUCUCUACCACGGUUCCAAAACUCCUUGCAAACCUCAUAACAGCUAACAGGAUCAUAACGUUUCAUGGGUGUUUUGCUCAGUUGUAUAUUUUCAACGUCUUGGGGGUUGCCGAAUGUUACCUCCUUGCCGUCAUGGUUUUUGAUCGACACUUGGCUAUUAACAAACCUUUGCAAUAUUCAUAUAUCAUGAGCCAUGUUUUUUGUACGGUAUUGGCAUCUAUUCCAUGGCUGAUUGGUUUUCUAGUUGUCUUAUACCCAACAGUCAUCACCGCCCAAUUGGAAUUCUGCAGUCGGAAUGAACUCAACCAUUUUUUCUGUGAUUGGGGCCCGUUGCAGAAACUGGCUUGUUCCAAUCCUGCCCUCAGUGUUCUGUCUACAAGUUCAACCGCUGUCUUUGAUGUGGUCGUUCCAUUCAUUUUAAUUCUAGGAUUUUACAUCCACAUAAUAAUCAUGGUCACAAAGAUAAAGAGUGAUGCGGGCAAACAAAAAGCUUUCUCUACCUGCUCUUCCCAUAUUAUUGUAGCCAGUCUAUUCUAUGGCACAGCUAUCAUCGUAUACGUAAGACCCAACGGAAACCAGCACGAACGAUUCCUUGCUCUUAUGUACACCGUGGUCACCCCAGUGAUAAACCCGUUUAUUUAUACAUUAAGAAACAGAGAUGUGAAAGGAGCCCUCAGGAAGAUAUCUGCACAGCUUGUAAAGCCAGUAAAAUAA
This is a messenger RNA of Spea bombifrons (plains spadefoot toad), 933 nucleotides long. RefSeq names its product putative olfactory receptor 2B8. The coding region runs from base 1 to 933 and encodes 310 amino acids. NCBI's taxonomy places the organism in Eukaryota, Metazoa, Chordata, Amphibia, Anura, Pelobatidae. Gene Ontology annotation, biological process: G protein-coupled receptor signaling pathway. The transcript has a single exon. Gene Ontology annotation, cellular component: membrane. Gene Ontology annotation, molecular function: G protein-coupled receptor activity; olfactory receptor activity. The record is from RefSeq and is a predicted model, not a curated record.